Messenger RNA from Anopheles cruzii, 4153 nucleotides. It is a transcript of the gene gzl, whose product is annotated as E3 ubiquitin-protein ligase Godzilla. The transcript is spliced from 7 exons. Gene Ontology annotation, cellular component: nucleoplasm; cytoplasm. NCBI's taxonomy places the organism in Eukaryota, Metazoa, Arthropoda, Insecta, Diptera, Culicidae. Bases 624 to 2549 code for a protein of 641 amino acids. The record is from RefSeq and is a predicted model, not a curated record. Gene Ontology annotation, molecular function: zinc ion binding.
ACAGUGGGCGUGAAGUGAAUGAUAAAAAACGAUCACCCUGUGCUGCUGUUGCUGUUGUUUUGGCUGCUGUGUCGAGACGUCAUCGAGCCAAACAUUGUGCCCUUUAUGCUCUCGUAUCCGCAGUGUUUCACCGUUCAACUAACUCCAUCGGACCCCCGGGGGCUCCACCGGAAGAGGCUUUCGGCUCAGCUAUCCAAUAAGACCUUCGGUGAAUCGAUUCGAUUCGAAUCGACGGUGUGACGGCUAACGACGAUUUUAUUACAAAACCACAUCAUUCCUCGCGGGACAAUAUCCUAUUGACCGCCGCCCUUCCCAGCACCGAUUGUGCUGUCUAUUUCUUCCUUCUUUUUUGCACUCUCCCACCGUGAACCUUUUCGCACUCUCCGCGAGAACGCAGGAGAACAGUCGAUCUCAUCGUACCUGAUAACAACAAGGAACUGAUUGGUCGAAAACGAUUCGCUAACCGAAUGGCAGCAACCGCGCUCAUUGGUAGCUCAUCCCUAGCGGCCUGCGGUCGUUGUUGGUAGAAUUUUACCACAGAAAGCAUCAAUUCAAAAUAGCACCCCAGAAACAUUCGAAUAACGGCAGUGAAGGGAAAGUGGUAAAACGUUCACAGUCGGCGCAUGAUGGAGUUGACCGGCGGGCAUUACCGCCCACCGUACAGGCACCGAUCGAGGCUAACAACCGUGCUCUCGCCGCGAAAACAUCACGCGCCCGUGCUGCUGAUGACGAUCGUGAUGCUAGUACUGCAACAACUCCCUUCUACUCAGGGCGAUAUACUCGUUUAUCAGGUGCAAAGUGAUCAGAUAAUCGAAGAGUUCCGUGACCUGCCGGCGACAUUCGGAGGCAAUAUUCCGGACACGGGGUUGAAAAUGCUGGCAGACCGGGCUGAACCGGCGGACGGUUGCACCGUGAUGCGUCCACCGCCGAACAUUACCAGCAAGUUUGCAGUCGUUAUCGCACGAUACAACUGUUCAUUCGAGGAGAAGGUCCGGAAUGCCCAGCAGGCUGGCUAUGCCAUGGUCAUCGUGUAUAACGUUGGCAGUAAUGAUUUGGAGCACAUGUCAGCCAACCAUCCGCAAGAUCUGUUGAUACCGUCCGUGUUCGUGGGCCAAAACAGCGGGCGUGGCAUAAUCGAGAAUUAUCUGUAUGACCGUGACUACGCCCUCGUUAUCACUGACGAAAUUCCCUUCAACAUCAACAACAAUCUGCUCAUCCCGUUCGCGGUCAUCGUAGGACUCUGCUUCCUGCUUAUGGUAAGCAUCGCCCAUGGCUCUGAGCUUCAACUUAUUACUAAUCGUACGCAGCGUUACUGGCAGGUGCUGUUCAUGAUCGUCCGAUGUAUCCGCGAACGGCGACGAUCGCUACGUCGUCGCCUUCCGAUCAGUGUACUGCGCAAGAUUGGGAUCGUUAAGUUCGCCAAGGGCAUGCACUACGAGAUUUGCGCCAUCUGUCUGGAAGAUUUCGUCGAAAACGAUCGGUUAAGGGUGCUCCCGUGCCGCCACGCUUAUCACGCACCGUGCAUCGACCCGUGGCUCACAAAAUCGCGACGUGUUUGUCCAAUUUGCAAGCGAAAGGUUUUUGUGGGUGGCGAACGUCGUCGUAGGUCAUCGGCGUCGAGCAGUAGCUUGUCGUCUGACGCAGAUGAAACGAGACCACUGCUGACUGCAUCGGAAGCCGUCGCCUCGUCAAACAACGCACUGGUCUCGGCAGCUGCAGCCAGCGUCACUGCGGUCACUAAUUCCGCUUCCGAAAGUUUACCAGCAGUCGCGGCAGGACCGACCACAUCUUCCAGCCGGCCGAGUGGGCGAGAACGUGAGACGCUUUCCUCGGCCUCAGCUCAGAGGCGCCUUGUCAUGACACCCGCACUGAGGGACCUGUUGAAUCAAACACCUAACUUGGUACUACAGGCACCCAGAAUAGAUGAUCCCGCCGCACCACGACGAGCGGCAUCCGACGAAGACGACGAACUACUGGAUGAUCAAAACGUGCAGCAACCCCCGGAAGGAUGGAUACCACCAACCGGAGGGGUGGACAACAACGGCCACGGAGACUUGUACGCAGCGAUCGGUGGCGAAGAAGAACCCACCCGUUGGCAACGAUUCAAGAGAUUUUUCACACCUUGGCACGGAGAAGCGCUGGAAGAAAGUAGUAAUGGCCGCAAUGUGGUCGCUGGAACCCCUCAGAUACCGCCAUCCGAUCGGCGAGCAACACCGCCCUCGGCCACGAGCAAUAGCAACAAUAUCCUUAAUGCACACCAUUCGGGUUCGUUCUACGCGCACGACGAUACGACCGACGACGAAUUGCUCGAUCGCGUCCAGCAAGAUGCGGCAAAACGGCGUCAAGUUCGGUCCGCUCCGAAUAUGGCCUCAACGAGCGAUGGUGCGGGUACAUCGUCGCCACGCGUCGCAGUCGCCGCGCUGCCGAACGUAAACUUUGACCCGUCAACGGCUGGCGGCGGCGGGAAUUGGAUGUCCAGCUCGUCGCGUCGCCAAAGUCGUCCGAGAACACGUCGCCGCGACGGUCCGGGAGAUGAUCACAUUGUGUAAAUAGUGCGAAAUGAUCGUGAUCGUGGAAGGUGGACACCACUACUGACGUAACACAAGGUCUGUUAUUCGGUCAAACAUGAAGGAGAAGGCUUGCGAAAAGGGGGGGUCCAGCUUUUCGACUACUUUGGUUGUCCUGUGUUUGGGAUGUUUUGUUGCAGCUCGGAUGCAACUCGGAAAACGGACAGACAGAAAGAGGCAUGAAGAUAGAGAGAGAGCGUGGAAGUCGGAAGAGGCGGUGAGUGGGAAAGGAGUAAAGCAAAGCGAUCAUAUUGAUGUCGCUUAACGUGAUAUAUAAACUAAAUGCAUAAGUUUUUCAUGAUUUGGAGCGGCAAUGAAGGUUAGGUCUGGAUCAGCAAAACAUCUAGAGCAUUUCAUACACACACCUUAGCUCACCAGUCGACGGCAUUCAUUCAAAAAUGUACUUUGGUUCGCGGCGCAUAGCCGUGAGAUGUGUCCACGUGGAACCAGGGACUAUUCUCUUGGUAUUAUGCUUCAUCUCCGGUUUGCUCCUAACAGACUGUGCUGAGACAGAUUUGUGCGCGUAUGCUAUGUUUAUUGAUCGCAACCCUCGGAAAUAUCCCAACAGAACGAUCGAUUUGGGAGAAUCCAAACGGGACUCGAACCUCUCGCUUCACCGCUUGAUUUACCUUAUUACCUUUACAAGUAUAGUCAUUUGAUAGUGUUAUCUUUGUACUAAAAUGUACUUUUUUUUCUUUUAUUUUACUUCAUGGAACUGAGUGAGCCCAAGAAAGGAAAGGCGAUGGUUGAAUUGGUAGAACACAACAAUUGAAAAAUAAUAAAUUGCCGUGUAGGCUUCUUUUGCUAAAAUCGCCCAUAAUUUGUAUAUGUGUGUAAUUAGCAGAACUAAUAGAAAUGGGUUGAAAGGAGUGGCAGAAAGUAAUAAGGGAGAUAGUUAUCACGAAAAAGGCAGCGACAGCAGCGGUGUCGUCGUGCUGUUGCGAACAAUUCCCACACACUUACUUUUUUGUAUGUAGCGUGGUGAUUUGAUAUCAGUAGCUGUAUUUGUUUGUCUACUAUUUCCUAUCGCAGUUUCUCAUAGUAGUUGUAGCCAUUUACGUAAAACCACGCACGGGAGGAACAAUACUAAUAUGUUGAGUGAUGCAAUCGGGAAGGAAUUCUCUUUCAUUUUGAUGGACUUUUCCUCGUUUUAUUAACCAUUUCCGGCCGGUUUUUGUGUCUAUCUAUCCACCCGUUAUGUUUAUUAAGCGCAAAAAUGGCAGAAUAAACGUGCAGCGCGAAAGGACGUAGGCAAAUAUUCCAAACGUUGCAUUAAAACCAAACCGGCAGAGAUGCGUGUGCGUGUACCAUGUGCUUGGAAGAACCACAAACUCUGAAGCGACAGCGUAGACUAUUGACUGUACGUGUUUAGUAUGAUAUUGGAAACAGAAUCAGGACAUCAGGUGUGCAUGUCAUCGUACCGAUUACCGAUAAGGCACCUCUAUUGUGUAACCAAACCACAGUGUUAGCUAAGAAAUCGUCCACCACGACAAACGCGUUCCGGAAGUAGAGAUAUUCGGAGGCCGCAAGCUGCCUCCCUCGUUGCCAUAGGAGGUAUUAUUACUGCAGGUGAGCUAAGAGCAAAU